Vitis vinifera (wine grape) is the source of this 2512-nucleotide messenger RNA. Its product is annotated as flap endonuclease 1. NCBI's taxonomy places the organism in Eukaryota, Viridiplantae, Streptophyta, Magnoliopsida, Vitales, Vitaceae. The record is from RefSeq and is a predicted model, not a curated record. The transcript is spliced from 18 exons. Bases 276 to 1526 code for a protein of 416 amino acids. Gene Ontology annotation, molecular function: 5'-3' exonuclease activity; DNA binding; 5'-flap endonuclease activity.
GCUAAUAAAGUUUGGGUGUAGGCUUUUGAAAGUAGAAGAGUUAAAAUUUGAUAUGGGUUUCACGUUAAAGGUAGUAUGUAUUCAAGUUAAAAAAGACAGUAUUAAUUAAGGGAUGUGAUAUCAUGUUUGACAAAGUGUGGAGUGGAAGCUGAGGAAGAGGAGGCGGGAAACACAGCAGUGUUUUCUCUGAGACGGCAAACUUUCCAUCCCCCCCCUCUUUGUUUUUUUUUUCCUCGAUUAAUCUCUGAUUGGGAACCCAAACUCCUUCUGGUGUCAUGGGUAUUAAGGGUUUAACGAAGCUUCUGGCUGACAAUGCCCCAAAGGCCAUGAAAGAGCAGAAAUUCGAGAGCUUCUUCGGCCGCAAAAUCGCCAUAGAUGCCAGCAUGAGCAUCUACCAGUUCCUCAUUGUUGUUGGAAGAAGUGGGACUGAAAUGCUCACAAAUGAGGCUGGCGAAGUUACUAGUCAUUUGCAAGGAAUGUUUUCUCGGACAAUUAGGCUUCUGGAGGCUGGAUUGAAGCCUGUUUAUGUUUUUGAUGGGAAGCCUCCAGAUUUGAAAAAGCAAGAGCUUGCAAAACGUUUCUCAAGGAGGGCAGAUGCCACUGAGGAUUUGACAGAAGCCUUAGAGACUGGCAAUAAAGAAGAGAUUGAAAAAUUCAGUAAAAGAACAGUGAAGGUGACAAAGCAACACAACGAAGAUUGCAAAAAGCUUUUAAGACUGAUGGGAGUGCCUGUAAUUGAGGCUCCUUCUGAAGCAGAGGCACAGUGUGCUGCACUUUGCAAAUCAGGGAAGGUCUAUGCUGUGGCUUCUGAAGACAUGGAUUCCCUAACUUUUGGAGCUCCUAAAUUUCUUCGUCACUUAAUGGACCCUAGCUCAAGAAAAAUCCCAGUGAUGGAAUUUGAUAUUACAAAGAUUUUGGAGGAGCUGAAUCUUACCAUGGAUCAAUUCAUUGACCUGUGCAUUCUUUCAGGGUGUGAUUAUUGUGACAGCAUUCGAGGUAUUGGGGGGCAGACUGCAUUGAAGCUCAUCCGCCAACAUGGCUCCAUCGAGAAUAUAUUGGAGAACAUAAACAGAGAAAGGUACCAGAUACCUGAUGAUUGGCCAUAUCAAGAGGCUCGGCGCCUUUUUAAAGAACCCCAAGUCUUUUCUGAUGAUGAGCAACUUGACAUCAAGUGGAGUGCUCCAGAUGAAGAAGGGUUGAUAACCUUUCUGGUGAAUGAAAAUGGAUUCAACAGUGACAGAGUAACAAAGGCAAUAGAAAAAAUCAAAACAGCCAAGAAUAAAUCAUCACAGGGCCGAUUAGAAUCAUUCUUUAAACCAGUCGUUAGCUCAUCAAUACCCAUCAAGCGUAAGGAAAGCAAAUGCAUGCUUGGAUCUCCAAAACCAAUAAUCAAGCAUAAAAUUUUCACUCAGCAAGUUUGUAUUCAGUCCCGGCGAUAUAUCAUUGGCAGCUCAAGCAUGCCAACUUUAGGUCUGGGUUCCAAGCACUCCACGCCAUUAUUCAGAGGUGUCUGCUUUGGAGCAUGAAGUUGGAAACUCUGGUGAACAUUCAAAGUGCAUCUGUGCUUAUUCUCUACUCAAUUCAUGUGGCAACACAUUGGUCAUUAUUGCAGUAACUUCAUGAAAGAAUUUGUAGUGUUAUUCCUGUUAUUGUGUCAGUGCACAAUGCUGGCCAUCUAUGAAACAAUAUUCCUCUUUUGGACUCGGUAUUGAUUGGCUAAUAUAAGAUAUAAAACAUUUUAACUAAGCAUGACAAAGGUGGAGCUACUACAGCCAUAACAAAUCCAAAUACCAAAAAGGUUGCCUAGUGAACGUUUUGUCUGUAAAACCUCUUUACCUUUCUUUUGCUUCAGGAGAUUAGUUGAUAGUUGAUACUGGAACUUGUGUGGCCAUUUUUGUUGUGGAGAUUGUUAAUUUACUCAGUUCUGUCAGCACUAUAAUUCAAAAAUUAUUUCAAACUAUAGUUUUGGAAAUUUUAAUGCAGGUUUCUAAGUUGGAUAUACAGUUCUAAAGAGGAUCUGUGUCUAUGUUGGACACUUUGUCAUACAAGAACCUCCUCUUCUAUGUUUUGAUGCAUUUUUUAGACACAAAUCUCUUUGUCAGAUGAUUAUUUUUAUUUUUAUUUUUUUGAAAUCUAAUGAAGGCAAACUUGCAGUUGAUUCUGGUCAAAUGCAGUGGACAAGUUGGUACAUGGCUCAGCUGUUCUAAUAUAGAGAAAGAAUGAAAUUAUAAAGAAAAAUGAGGAUGGGGGAGAAGAAUGAAUUAAUGUUUCACCCAUAAUUCUACAUGAGAUAUAAAUUUAUAGAUUUUAAUGAUUCAUUCAUUCAUUUAAUUGCUGAUGGUUCUUUCUGUCCCAUGCCUUUUUUUUCUUUUAAAUAAAGAUUAGUUCUCUGGGUUGGCUUGUAUGUCUAUCGGUGUUUCUGGAUAUGAUUUCUUCUCCUGAAUAUUCUUGUCUGUGCACCUAUCUGACAGGAAACAGAGGACAAGGCUGCAAAGGAAACUACUAACAAAAA